GCAGGCAUAAGCUACAGACAACAAAUACAAUUGCAUUUUAUUGAUGGCAAUUUGAAUGCACUGAUAUACAGUGAUGAGAUCCUGAUGCCCAUUGUCGUGCUAUUCAUCCGCCGCCAUCACCUCAUGUUGCAGCAUGAUAAUGCACAGCCAUGUUGCAAGGAUCUGUACACAAUUCCCGGAAGCUGAAAUUGUCCCAGUUCUUCCAUGGCCUGCAUACUCACCAGACAUGUCACCCAUUGAACAUGUUUGGAAUGCUCUGGAUCGACGCAUACAACAGUGUGCUCCAGUUCCCGCCAAUAUCCAGCAACUUCGCACAGCCACUGAAGAGGAGUGGGACAACAUUCCACAGGCCAAAUCAACUGCCUGAUCAACUCUAUGCGAAGGAGAUCUGUCGCGCGGCAUGAGGCGAAUGGUGGUCACACCAGAUACUGACUGGUUUUCAGAUUAUCGCCCCUACCUUUUUUAUGGGGGGGGGGGGGUAUUUGUGACCAGCUGAUGCAUAUCUAUAUUCCCAGUCUUGUGAAAUCCAUAGAUUAGGGCCUAAUUUAUUUAUUUAAAUUGACUGAUUUCCUUAUGUGAACUGUAACUCAGUAAGAUAUUAGAAAUUGACACAACAUUUUUACAGUGCCGUGAAAAAGUAUUUGCCCCAUUUCUGAUUUUCUCUAUUUUUGAUGCUGAUGCAAAACAUAAUAUUAGAUAAAGGAAACCUGAGUUUACAAAUAUGGAUACUUUUUUUUUAAAUAACACAGUUAUUUAACACCCAAUUCCGUUGUGUGAAUAAGUAACUGCCCCCUUACAUUCAAUAACUGGUUGUGCCACCUUUAGCUGCAAUGACUGCAACCAAAUGCUUCCUGUAGUUGUUGAUCAGUCUCUCACAUCGCUGUGGAGGAAUUUUGUCCCACUCUUGCCUGCAGAACUGCUUUAUCUCAGUGACAUUUCUGGGUUUUCAAGCGUAAACUGCUCGUUUCAAGUCCAGCCACAACAUCUCAAUUGGGAUUAGGUCUGGAUUUUGACUAGGCCAUUUCAAAACUUUAAGUUCAUUGCUUUUUUAGCCAUUUUCAUGUAGACCUGAUUGUGGAUUUUGGAUCAUUGUCUUGCUGCAUAACCCGGCUGCGCUUCAGCUUCAGCUCACAGACGGAUGGCCUGACAUUCUCUGAUACCGAGCAGAAUUCAUUUAUCCUUCUAUUAAGGCAAGUCUUCCAGGUCUUCGGGCAGCAAAGCAUCCCCAAACCAUCACACUACCACCACCAUGCUUGACCGUUGGCAACCGUAUCAACAUGAAAAAUAGGCCAUAACCCUCCCAAGCUGAACAGCUGCACAGGAAAGCCCAGACUGACAGUAGUAGAAGAUGGACCAGGCCUUUCCCAGUCUCCAGACCUCAGCCACUGAGCUCCAACUCAGGGUGGACUUCUUCAGAAAGUUGGGCUACUCCCCCAUGGAGGUUCGGGCCGCCCUGCUGAAGCUAGGCCUGAGUACAGACACCAACUCUGUACUGGGGGAGUUGGUCCGUAGCGGAGCCAGCACUGGUACUUCUAACUCCACCAUUCCUGAGAGUGUUGAAGAUACUACUGGCCCCAAAAGCCACACAGGCUCCAGCAUGGCCUCCUCUAGGACCCAUGGCUCCCCAGGAGACAGACCAGUCUCAUUACUGGAAGACAGGAGGGACACAGACAGUGGACUGAAACCUAUCGUCAUUGAUGGCAGCAAUGUGGCCAUGAGUCAUGGUAACAAGGAAGUGUUCUCCUGUAAGGGAAUUGAGUUGGCAGUGAUCUAUUUCCUGGAUAGAGGUCACUCAACCGUCAUUGUGUUUGUGCCCUCCUGGCGCAAGGAGCAGCCCAGGCCUGAUGUCCCCAUCACAGACCAACACAUUCUAAUGGAGCUAGAGAAGAAGAAGAUAGUUGUCUUCACGCCCUCGAGACGUGUCGGUGGUAAACGGGUGGUCUGCUACGACGACCGUUUUAUUGUGAAGCAUGCCUACGAGUCGGACGGCGUGAUCGUGUCUAACGACACCUAUAGGGACCUCCAGGGAGAGCGUCCGGAGUGGAAGCGCUGUAUCGAGGAAAGGCUGCUUAUGUACUCUUUCGUCAAUGACAAAUUCAUGCCCCCAGAUGACCCGCUUGGUCGUCAUGGUCCCAGUCUGGAGAACUUCCUGAGGAAGAAGCCUCUACUACCAGAACACAAGCGCCAACUCUGUCCUUAUGGUAAAAAGUGCACGUAUGGCGUAAAGUGUAAGUUCUACCACCCUGAGCGCACUCGCCAAUCUCACUGCUCAUUGGCUGAUGAGCUCAGGGAGAAGGCAAGGCUCUCCUCAGUAAAAGAGGACCGGAAUCACACGACGUCACACCUGAGGGGCCCCCAGGCCGACCCGAGCCCCUUUCCCUCCUAUUCUCUGGAGAAUGACCUGGAGCACAGGCUGACGUUGGAGCAUCGCGGUUCCCUGAGGGAGGGUCCCAAUAGCCAGGUAACUGAGAACAUGUUUCUGUCCUGGGAUGGGCCACACUCCAGUAGGAACCAGCAGGCCCGCAGCCCCACAGCACUAGACCAAGGACAAAUGGACUGGCCCAAUAUGCGCAGUAUGUUCUCCCCCUACGCUACUACUGACCUCCCCUAUGCCAGCAUCUCCCAUGAGUGCAUGGACUCUGGUUUUGGCACCUAUGAGAGCCAGUACUCAGAUGUGUCCCAAGGCCACAGCAAGGCCUUCAGUCCCAGGCAGCAGAAGAAACAACAGGGUUCCAGGCAUCCAGAGAGGCUGGCCCAGGACAGGCUCCAGCCCUGCAGGUGUUGUUUCCAUUUGGCUCCCUUCACAGGUCCCCAGCAGCAGCACCACAGCAACCCACACCUCGAGUCCCAAUCCCAGCCAAGUUAUGACACCUACUCGCCUCCUCUGUUCCCACCCAACAUGCACCACUACAGCCUCCCCUGCAACUUCCAGCAAGGCAGGGUAGGGGCACAUAAUUUCCACCCCCAUCAGCACCCCCAGAAGUACUGGUCAGACCCCUUCCAUGGCGGGGUCCCCCAGGCUAGUGCAUCGUGUAGUCUCACCCCGAGCUCCCACCAUCACCCCCCAACCCCGCAUGGGGCCCCCCACUCAUGCUCCUCUUACAGGAAUCAGCAGGAACUCAACUCCUGGGCCCAGCCACCUCCACCUUCUGCCUUUGACACAGACAGAGAGGAGCUCCGUAAGAAACUGCAGGCCAUCUUCAACCCCCACCAAGUAGAUACGGUCAUGGGGAUGUUCCCUCACCUGAUGGAUGCCCAGAAGCUGGCUGCAGAGAUCCUCAAUUUCAAAUCUGAUGCGGGGGACUUCUGAUGCCUCUAAGCAUCUUGUCUACGGGAUUCAUUCAGGGUUGAGAAACUUGCACAACUCUAACUUCCACGUAAAUCAUCAAUUGAUUUCAAUGGGAUACUUGUGUGAAAAUGUGCCUUGGGUAAUUAUUCUCUUGUUCUUUUCCUUUGUAAUUUACUGUAACUGAUUGAAAGAGCAAUGUUUUUAUUGUUGAUGUUGUCCUUCCUUAGCAGUCAUGUGCUUGCAUAGCUUGUGUUAAAUCCAUGACAGGUUGUGUGUGAACAGUUUGGGAGAAGUGUAGAGAAUUGGGAUGAAUCCCCUGUCGUGUUUAACUGGAUUAUUUGAAAUGUAUUGAAAGUUGUAUACAUUUAUAACAGUGUAGUCAAAUCUUGCCUCUAGACUCAAUACUACGGCAAAAGUGAAUCUAGAGUGUUUGACUGUUGAUGCAUAUUGUAUCAUCAUUUGGGAUAUACCGUAUGUGAUCUCUCAUUUGUCUGAAAUUCAGCUCUCGUGUAAUAAGAAAUAAUUGUCUCAAAUAAUGUCCUUGUCUGAAAUUACACCUUUUACUAUUAUGUUUUUUAAUAUUGUGGUUCUGGUGGCAAUAAUGUAUUUCCUGUCUCAUAGACCAAUAUAUUCCUUAUUCCAUCUCUUUAUGCAGUGUGGAAUACAAUGGUAUACAUUUUUUCCGUGUAUAAAGCUACGCCCAAAGAACCCCAAAUACUAUACAGUAUCCUUCUAAACAACAGAAUAAGUUGAAGAAGCUGCCAAAGAAACUGAAUUAAUGUUGGAAAAGCACCUUGUCAUUGACCCAAAUAUUGUAAUUCUCCCAUAGACCAGAAUGUUCUCAGCGAGAUAAUGUACAAAAUGUGUUAUGUAAUAUGUACAGUAUGUCCUGUGAAGGUCUCUUAUAUCACCAAAGACUGGGUAAAUCCAAUAGAUCUUUUAAAGUAACUGUCCAGUGUUUCAAGGUUUCUAUGAAAUAUGACCUAUAAUUAAUUACAAUACAGUUUGAGUGAUUUUAGUUUUCCUUCCAAAAUGUUUUUAAGUAUGUUAAAAAGCAGCUUUUCUGUGUUGGAAUGGUGUGGGUGUACCCCAACAACAGAAUGGUGUGGGCGUAUACCGGUAUAAAAAAAUAUUCAUGCGAAUAGACUGCUGAUUGGCCAGCUCAAGCUCAAUGACGAUGACCUCAUCCUCUAUGUUGAAAUAGCAAGCAUUUUUUAAACUGUCUGUUUGAGUUUAAGGUUGUUGUUUUUUUGGUGUUUUCUCCAGUUCAUGCUUUGACCACAUAUGAGUCAACAACAUUUAUUUGCGUGUGAGUUAACUUAACUUCUUAUGGCUGGGGGCAGUAUUGAGUAGCUUAGAUGAAUAAGGUGCCCAGAGUAAACUGCCUGCUACUCAGUCCCAGUUGCUAAUAUAUACUUAUUAUUCGUAAGUUUCUAAAACUGUUUGAAUGAUGUCAGUGAGUAUAACAGAACUCAUAUGGCAGGCAAACACCUGAGAAAAAAAUCCAACCAGGAAAUGGGAAUUAUGAUGUUGGUCGUUUUUCAACUUAUUCCCUAUUGAAGAUACAGUGGGAUAGCAUGUUGCACUUCCUAAGGCUUCCACUAGAUGUCGCACUUCGUGACUUUGGAUUUGUUUACAAAACGCGCUAACAAAAGUAGCUAUUUGGACAUGAAUGAUGGACAUAAUCGAACAAAACAAACAUUUAUUGUGGAAUUGGGAUUCCUGGGAGUGCAUUCUGAUGAAGAUCAUCAAAGGUAAGUUAAUAUUUAUGUUAUUUCUGACUUCUGUUGACUGCACAAUAUGGCGGAUAUCUUUUUGGCUUGUUUGGUCUCUGAGCGCCGUACUCAGAUUAUUACAUGGUUUGCUUUUUCCGUAAAGCUUUUUUGAAAUCUGACACAGCGGUUGCAUUAAGGAGAAGUGUAUCUAAAGUUCCAUGCAUAACACUUGUAUUUUCAUCAACAUGUAUUAUGAGAAUUUCUGUAAAUUGAUGUGGCUCUCUGCAAAAUCACCAGAUCUUUUUGGAACUACUGAACAUAAUGUGCCAAUGUAUACUGAGAUUUUUUUAUAUAAAUAUGAACUUUAUCGAACAAACCAUACAUGUAUUGUGUAACUUGAAUUCCUAUGAGUGUCAUCUGAUGAAGAUCAUCAAAGGUUAGUUAUUAAUUCUAUCUCUGUUUCUGAUUUUUGUGACUCCUCUCUUUGGCUGAAAAAUGGCUGUGACCUAACAUAAUCGUUUGUGGUGCUUUCGCCAUCAAGCCUAUUUGAAAUCGGACACUGUGGUGGGAUUAACAAGAAGUGUAUCUUUAAAAUGGUGUGAAAUACUUCUAUGUUUGAGGAAUUUUAAUUUUGGGAUUUCUGUUGAUAUGACACUGGCUGUUGUCGUAUCGAUCCUGUUAGCGGGAUCUCAGCCCUAUUCAUUAACAGAAUAUAAACUUUUUAAAAGUGAGAUUGUCACUGGACAAUUACUUCAAUGUUUCUAUGAUAGUUGUCUGUCUUCGCUGUAUGCUGAUAGACAACACUUUGUAGCUUCUUUUUUAAGUGCCUAAACAUGGAAAAUGUAUAAUUCAAAUAUCAUGGACAUUUAGAGUAGAGUUCUUGGUCUAAACAAAUUGCUAAACUUUUUUAUUUUAAACCCAUUUUGGUAACUUUAUUUAACAGCACGGUAAGUACUAGCUAGAUAUUUAAAGUUAGAAUGUUGUUAUUAUUAUGCUAUCAUAUAGUAUUACCAGCUUCAUAUCAGGUUAAUGCAGUUAUAACCUCAUGGUACUCAAAAUAAUUGGCAGGGAACACUAGGCAUUUUAUUUCUCAGCCAUUUUUAUGUAUUUUUAGAGUAGACUACUUUGUUUCUUCUGACUACAAAUAGCUACUAUACCAAAUAGUACAAUUUGUUGCCAAGUAUUUACCAGUACCUAGUACUUACCCGACUGUAAUAAAGGGUUACUCACUCAUGUUAUGAAUUUAUAUAUCACUUAAACACUGAGUUUUGAAUGUCGGGGAAUCAUAUUACACUAAAAUUAAAGGU
Oncorhynchus keta (chum salmon) is the source of this 6311-nucleotide messenger RNA. Its product is annotated as endoribonuclease ZC3H12A-like. Lineage: Eukaryota; Metazoa; Chordata; Actinopteri; Salmoniformes; Salmonidae. Bases 1349 to 3310 code for a protein of 653 amino acids. The record is from RefSeq and is a predicted model, not a curated record. The transcript is spliced from 6 exons. Gene Ontology annotation, biological process: nuclear-transcribed mRNA catabolic process, RNase MRP-dependent; 3'-UTR-mediated mRNA destabilization. Gene Ontology annotation, molecular function: metal ion binding; mRNA binding; RNA endonuclease activity. Gene Ontology annotation, cellular component: nucleus; cytoplasmic ribonucleoprotein granule.